AUGAGAAGAUCAUCAACAGGCCUCAUCUCACCAUCUCGUGCGAUUGUGACAACUGCCGCGAGACCAGAAUCCAAUCAUACCUCGCUCAUUCAGAGCCCAUUAGCUUCUAAUCGCACACACUUCCUCCAAUUCAAACCCCCAUUCAAGAUGGACGCAAUGGCCACUACUCCGCUCGCACCUCGGUUUGAUCUCAGGAAAUUCAACGGCGCACGAACCAACACAAACAAUAGCUUUUCAAGGUCCAACAGCGAUGCCUCUAUGGUCUCCGAUCAAUCAUUUCAAUCAUUUCUUAACUGUCACAUGCGUCAUCCUUGGGGUGUGGUCGACUACUACAUUUACCUUGGGUACGCGGAAGGCAAGACCAGUAUCCAAAAACGUUUAGGCGAAUGCUAUCUUCUGGAGAAGAAUGGAUUCAGAAAUGUCGUGAUGGAGGACGACAUGGAUCUCAGCAACAUCCCUGAUCAAAAGCACCCCACUGUUGUCUUCCUCAGUCUCCCGGUCCCAAAUAUUCGUGACGACUGCUUUACUAUGCUGGUUCUGGCUUUUGACUUUGGAGAACACAAGCUGCAGGGACUUAUCUUUGAUACCGACGAUGCACUGGAAAGCUACGAGGACUUGUGGCUUGUGUGGAGCCGUAAAGCUGGAAAACUUGUCAUCGAUGUCUCUGUUUACUCAUUCCUUGAAUACGUUGACGAUGCUAUGAGGCAUCAAGCGGAAGCCCUGAGCAUCGGGAUCUUGAACAACUUCGGCAUGACGACCCAAAAACUCCCCUGUGGGUUUGACACAGUGGUUGUCAUCCAAUAUUUGCAAUUCAUUAGUGACACUCGGGACAUGCUGUGGGAGAAUACUGACAAUUUUGAGUCGGAGUUCGGAUACCUUGAGUCCGAGCUACGAGACAUCCUUAUGGAAGGGUCACGGGACGCUUGGCUUGCCGCUGGCAGAGGACUCAGUGUUGUUGAAUUUCGGCAACAAUCCAUGCGCCAACUUGCUGGGAUGAACUUCAUGUGGAUGCAAACUGUUCCGGAUCUGAGAGAUGAAAUGAAAAUCAAUGCGACUGCCCCGCCUACUCCCACCCGCAUCCAAGUCGUCGAAGCUCCUCUUCCUCGCAAUCCGAAGUGGCAGAAGCUCAUCUCGUCUACAACCUUUCUUCAAUUAUUGAUCAUCUUCUGCCUCAGUGUUUUUGCCCUUGCUGCUCUUUGGCAGUUCAUGGGCAGCCAUGAGGCGCCUGUCAACCCUACAUCACACGUGAGCCUGUUUGGAUGGUGGAAUUCUGAGCCAGAAGCCAAACCGACGGGAAUCGUCGGCAUGUGGCCUGUUUAUCAAAUCAUUCAACGCAUGGGAAUGCAUAAUUUCCUCCCUAUCGCACCGGAGCCACGAGGCGUGCGUCUGUUCAAUUGGUGGCCCUUCAGACUGGAGGCCGUGCAAGUGAAAGCUUCGGGAUGGCUAUUGUUGAACAAAAUAAUCCGGGACUUCCGGAUCCCGCAAUGGCAACCUUUUAAACUGAGAGCGUGGGGGAUUUCCACGGAACUGCUCACCAGGCUGUCUCCAAAUCCACAUUUGCAGAACAUCAAACUGCUGUGGAAGAACCUGCGUGUGCAGGACAUCAGGUUACCUGGUGAAGUGAGAAAUCACAUGCUCAUGCGCUGGGUACGCUCAGUCAAGCAGGCACUGUUCAAAUAA
Molecule: messenger RNA, 1680 nt
Organism: Penicillium salamii
Lineage: Eukaryota; Fungi; Ascomycota; Eurotiomycetes; Eurotiales; Aspergillaceae
Source: the annotation of a GenBank genome assembly